Molecule: messenger RNA, 1485 nt
Organism: Culicoides brevitarsis
Lineage: Eukaryota; Metazoa; Arthropoda; Insecta; Diptera; Ceratopogonidae
Product: probable cytochrome P450 313a4
Exons: 2
Coding region: 1-1485 (494 amino acids)
Molecular function (GO): oxidoreductase activity, acting on paired donors, with incorporation or reduction of molecular oxygen; heme binding; iron ion binding
Source: RefSeq, a predicted model, not a curated record
AUGCUUCUUUUCCUGCUAGCAGUAGUUCUGGUCUUAUUUUUGGUGCAAAUCGAGUUGACGCGCCUCAACAUAAGUCGCAAGUACAAGCACAUAAGCGGAAGUAAGGAAUAUCCGAUCAUUGGUAACAUCGCCUCGGUCAAGCGUCAUCAGUUGAGCGACUUUAAUCUCAUCAUCAACGAGCUAUGUCGCGAUACCGUUAGCAAAGUAACGGCUUUCGGGCAAGUUUUGUUCGUCGUAGCGGAUCCAGCGGUGGCCCAAACGAUCCUUUCGUCAUCCAAUUUCCACAAACGCUCGUACAUUUUCAAGUUUUUCGAGAUGGAAAGUGCCCUUUUUACGUCAAUUUACGAAACAUGGAAGCCCAUACGGAAGGGAGUGCAAAGCUGCUUCAGCAAAAAAUCGAUAGUGACGAUGACGAAUGCCUUUCUCAAGCAUUCCGAUAAUUUGUGUCAAGAGCUCGAAGAGGGAUUUGCAAAUACGGGUGCUCCAUUUGAUAUUUACACGCUAAUCGCGCGUUUCGAAAUAAACAAAGUUGUUGAAACGAUGCUCGAUUGUCCGAAUUUCAACAGUACGGAAUAUUUGGUCGAUACGUUGCAAGAAGCGAGCGACAACAUUGGCCGCCGGAUCUUCAAUCCGAUGAUUUAUCCCGAAAUUAUUUACAAAUUCACGGAUUGUCGGAAGAAAAUCCGCGCGGGACACGAUUUGGGAGCGGUUAUUUUACGCGAAAUUUGUGGAAGUGACUUUACCGAACGACGACAACGCUUGAACGAAAUUAAUAACAACGAACAAAGUAGCAAAAUAUUCUUCGAUGAGUUACUAAAAGUUGUGAAACACGGAAAAUUACUGACCUACGACGAGGUAGUCGAUAAUUUCAAGACAAUUGUUGUUGCGGGCUUCGAAACUCAGAGUCUUGCGAUGGGAUGGAUACUCGUUAUGUUGGCAAUGCAUCAAGAUGUGCAGCAAAAAGUGUACGACGAAAUAUGCGAAAAUAUUCCCGAUGAUGCGGAAUUGGAUUGCGAGUUGCUGAAAAAGAUGGAAUAUUUGGAUAUGGUGAUUAAGGAAACGUUGAGAUUGUUUCCUGUGGCGCCCGUGACAAUGAGAGACAGUUUGCAGGACACACAUGUCGAGCCAUUUGGCGAAAUUCCAAAAGGAACGCCAGUUUUAGUGGCAAUUUACAAAAUUCAUCGAUCGCCGGAAAUUUGGGGUCCAGAUGCAGACAAAUUUAAUCCAGAUAAUUUUCUGCCAAGCAAAGUGUCGGAAAGGCAUCUUUACAGUUACAUUCCGUAUGGAGGCGGCGGAGCACGAAAUUGUAUUGGUAUCAACUACGCCACAAUCAACAUGCGCAUUGUUCUUAUAAAAUUACUCAAAAAGUUUAGAUUUACCACUCCCUUGACUUAUGACUCUAUUGAGUACAAAUAUGGCAUAACGCUUAAACUCGGGGGCGGAUAUCAAGUCAUAGCUGAUACAAGAAAACAAAAAACAUCUUAG